Micropterus dolomieu (smallmouth bass) is the source of this 2616-nucleotide messenger RNA. RefSeq names its product protein lifeguard 3-like. Lineage: Eukaryota; Metazoa; Chordata; Actinopteri; Centrarchiformes; Centrarchidae. Gene Ontology annotation, biological process: negative regulation of apoptotic signaling pathway. The transcript is spliced from 13 exons. Gene Ontology annotation, cellular component: endoplasmic reticulum; membrane; Golgi apparatus. The coding region runs from base 538 to 1515 and encodes 325 amino acids. The record is from RefSeq and is a predicted model, not a curated record.
ACGGCUUCUCCGUGCGGGCCAUUAUUUUGGUCAACACUUUCCUCCAAAACACUUGUCCUGUGCGUCUGUAGCGAACACAUAUGCAGAAUAUACAGAAGAAGGAUACGGUGGCAACCAGCGUUAUCAUCCAGUCAGGAAGAAGCGCCAUAGCCUCUGUGCGGAACGUAAUGACGUCUUAAGGGACACGCCUACCACGGAAGAGAAGUGAAAGUUUUUUAUUAUUGCAGAAUACAAAUUUAACAAACAGUAACUUCAAAGAAAAGGAGAGUUUAGGACUGAGCAAACACAAUCACGAUUGUGAGGAGGAGAGAAGUCGUAAAAUGAUCACGAGCAACCAGAGUCUCCAUGCUUUCUGAGACACAUCAGUACCAGUGUGAGUUUCAGUGAACAUAUCCUAUUACAAAGAUGACAUCCUCCCGUGGUGCAAGUCUGCAAACCUCCCUGGAGAGAAGGACUGAAGGGCACAGUGUUCCCAUCUUAAACUAAAGCCACAAGCUGAUCAACAAGGUGCUCUAUUCAAGGUGGUCUGCCAAGAUCAUGACGUCUAAACUUGAUAAUCCUCCACCCUAUGAGGACGCACUGCACCAUCCUAAGAAUGGAAACUACCCAUACCAGCCACAGAAUGGCACCCCUCUUCCACCACCUCCAUCUUACAGUCCCGGACCUGGCAUGUGCCCUGGCCCGCCUGGCUACUGGGGCCAGGAGGGUGUCUACCCGCAGGCCGGGAUGUGGGCAGCCCCUGGCUUCUCUCCAUCCGGGGUGCCCACCACAAUACCAACUCUGUCUGCUGGAGUGCUCACAUCCGACCAAGGAGACAUGGAUGAUUUUCUGAGAACCCAGUGGGAGAGCACAUCUAUUCGGCAUGCCUUCAUUAGGAAGGUUUACUUAAUUUUAACAGCACAGCUUGCCGUCACCUUUUCAGUUGUUGCUGUCUUUACAUUUGUAGACCCAGUGAGGCUGUUUGUCAUCAGAUACCCUGGCAUCUACUGGGCAUCGUUUGUGGUUUAUAUUAUAGUUUACUGCAUUCUCAUCUGCUGCAAAGAGCCGAGGAGGCGUUUCCCAUGGAAUCUGGUGCUGCUGGGAAUAUUUACUCUUGCCUUGUCUUUCAUGGCCGGAACAAUUUCGAGCUAUUAUGAAACAAAAGCGGUGUUUCUCGCCAUGGGAAUAACAGCAGUAGUUUGUGUAGCUGUCACAAUCUUCUGCUUCCAAACCAAGGUGGACUUCACCUCCUGCGGGGGACUUCUCUCUAUUUCUGCCGUUUUGCUUAUGAUCAUUGGGAUUGUUACAGCUGUCGUCCUCUCCUUCCAAUACGUCCCUUGGCUGCAUAUGCUCUACGCUGCAAUUGGAGCCAUUGUUUACACUCUGUUUUUAGUAUACAAUACCCAGCUUCUUAUUGGAAAUCGAGAGUUGGCCAUCAGCCCAGAGGAGUACAUCUACGGAGCGCUCUCUCUCUACAUUGACAUCGUUCACAUCUUCCUCUUCAUCCUUCAAGUCAGUGGAGCUGCUACUGAAUAAGCCCAUGGUUAGAGCACAGCUUGCUGUCUACCAGGAUGUUGUGUUUUAAACAUAAUGCUACAUGUACACAAGUGUGUCACUUAGGAAGUUGCAUUACCAGUUAUCAAUGGUGAAAUUCCUAUCUAUUAAUGUAAGUAUAUACAAGUUUAUUUUUUUAUAUCAGUAACACUUGAGUAGGCCUACUUAUUGAUCGAUCUACUCUUGCACUGUAUGUAGCACGGCAGUGAAUUACGUCUUUCACUUACCCAGCUGGGAAUGAGGGGAGAAAAUGAAGCCUUGCCUUCUGUAUGGUUGUCAUUUAAUAUUUUGUCUUGCUUUUGUGUUUCAACAAGUCGUGUUUUAAUAGAUCACAAGUGCUUCAUAUGCAGCCAUGGGAGAGAACAUCGACACUAUACUGGAAGGGAUAUAAAAUGCGCAUGCUUAAACAACAUAUUAGUCUGUGAAGUAUUACUUGUAUCAGUAGUCAUCAUUAUUGAAUUCAGAAGCAGUACACACACACACACACACGUUUUUGUUUUAGACGUUUUUUUAUUAUUUAUUAUUUGUGUUUUGUCCUCUAAUUACAUACAAAACACCUGUAGUUACAAGCAUACUGCUGGAGACCACAAUCAUUAGUCCUUAGUCUGUGCUGGUCGUAAGAGGGACUCAGAUCUGUAUUAAAGUAGUUUUUUAACAUCUCUGUAGAAAAGUACAAGGACAAACACCGACUCCUUGAUUAAAAAUGGAUUAACUAUGUGCAGCUUUAUGACAACUUCCUUAAAUCAUUGGCCAACUCCUCUCUCUCUAUUAUGUAACUGCUAUUUGAUGUUGUAAGACAACUUUGUACCCCAAUCAAUAAAGUAUACUAUACUGUUGCAACUGCUUCAAUGGUUAGUCAUAGUGGCACGUUAGAGUCAUAGAGUGGCACUAGCUCCUAUACCCUCUCCCUUUCUGGAUUGUGGAUUAGUAUUGCUUCCCAGCACCAGGAUAUGUGUCUGUUAUUCCAGUGAUGACUUGGUUUUGUCCGUAUGGUUGAAGGUUCAAGGCGUCAGGCGCUUAGGGUCACGUGGGAACAUGGAGGUCUGACGCACAUUGUGGAGACCCAGGUACAGCAUGCAGACU